AUUAAAAUAACAGAGAAAGCUUAUACGCAUUCAGUCCUCCAUUUCUCUAGAAAAAAAAAUCUUUUCUCCAUUUCUCUCUGUUCAUAUCACAAAAUUUCUUCAAAUCUUCCAAUUCUCUAUGCUCGUUCCAUAAAAUGUGAGCCACAUUUUGGAAACCCAAAAACUCUAACUAGAAAUUGUGACUCCAUUAGGAAUUUGAGUUAUCUAAAGUUGAAGAAGGAAAGGAGAGAGUUCAAAGUCUGAAUAUUCACUGUAAGGUUAACCCGUUUGAAUGUUUGAAGCUUGAAAUCACUCAGAGGGAAAUGAAAGGAAUUGGACGAGGUAAAAGUGUGAGAGGCGGGACGAGCCGUGGACAUGGCAAUUUUCGAGGACGUGGAAGUUCAGGAACGAUGUCUCAACAACAAAUACAACCAACAGAGAUUAACGAGGCAUCUUUGGAGAUAGGACAAUCAAGUAACCCAACUCAAGGACCUAUACAGACCGAACAAACAUCAAGUAGCCCUCUCCAAAGAACAUCUCUAGAGACACAAUCAUCAAGGAAUCUAGAAGAAAGUGUACUUCCCUCUCCAUAGGCUUCAAAUGGUGUAGUUUCUCGCAUCAAUAAAAAGAAAGGAAGAGGGAAAUAUAAAUCUAAAACAGUAGAUAUAAAACCUAGGUAUGGAGGCAAAAUCACAAUAAUGAUUCCAGAUGACAUUGAUAGAGUUGUGGGUCCUGGGGCUAUAGAUAUUGUUAGUUACUCUGGUUUGACCAUGAGGAGCAUUAUCUCGUUCCGAGAGGGGAAGUGGCAAAAGAUUGUUUUGAAAUACGGAGAAGAAAUGUGGUUGAGGGUCAAGAACAAAUUUGAAGUUUGUGGCGGACUGCGAGAGCAUAAGUUGCAAGGCUUUGUCAUAAGUAGUAUGCAAAGGCUUUUUAGAGCAUGGAAAGCUCAAUUGCUCACUGACUACCUCCGUUAUGCUACUGAUGAAGAGAGAUUGUCUCAUCGACCUAAGGAUGUUCAGUUGGAGGACUGGAAAUACCUAGUAAAGUAUUUUGGAAGUGAAGAAUUCAAGAUUGUCAGUGAAAGAAACAAAAGAAAUAGGGAAAAGCAAAUAACUAAGCAUGCUUGUGGUACAAAGUCUUUUGCAGAAAGAGAUCCUGUUUCUGGAGAAAAGAACACACCAAAUAAAGUGUGGGAGAUCCAACAUACACGUAAGAAUGAUAACAGAGAAUGGGUGUGGUUGGAUUCAAAAUCCCAACAAAUUCAUGACUAGCUCCAUCAACUUGUUGUUGAACAACAAUCUGAAGAGGUCGAGAAUCCCAUGACUAGAAAAGAGAUGUAUUCAUCCAUUCUUGGUGAGAGACCAGGCUAUGUGCGUGGUUUUGGAUAUGGGAAGAAGCCUGCCAGAAAGACUCAAAUGCAGCAGGCGAACAUAGAGGCCAGCGUAUCUUCUGCAAUGGAAAUUAUGCGGCAAGAGAUGCAAGCUGAUAUGGAUCGAAAGUUGCAAGAAGAACUUAACCGGAAGUUGCAAGAAGAACAUGAACAAAUGGCUAUCGACUUAAAAAGGGAUAUGGAACAAGAUUUUCAAAACAAAUUGAAAGAGGAGCGUGCACACAUGAAAGGAGAAUUUGACAAGAUGUUCCAAGAACAAAUAUCUUCUUUCAUGACUAGAAUGCAACAGGGACGAGGUUCUUAAACAAUGGAGCAAACCAAAGAAAAGUUUGAAGGCGUGCAAUAGAAGUUUUUGGUCAUAUAUAAUAUGCAUAAAAUGAAAGUUUUUAUGUAAUAUGCAUACAAUGGAAGUGUUUGAUGAUAUGUAAUAUAUAUAUACGUUGGAAGUUUUUGAUUUUUUGGGUCAUAUGUAUAUGCAUAUAAUGAACCGAAGUACUAUGUCCAUAGUAUAUCUGUAGUUGACUUUUAAGUAAUGAAAGUAUUUAUGAUAUUCGACUUGGAA
Lycium barbarum (goji berry) is the source of this 1931-nucleotide messenger RNA. RefSeq lists its product as uncharacterized. The transcript is spliced from 9 exons. Bases 678 to 1250 code for a protein of 190 amino acids. Lineage: Eukaryota; Viridiplantae; Streptophyta; Magnoliopsida; Solanales; Solanaceae. The record is from RefSeq and is a predicted model, not a curated record.